Vitis vinifera (wine grape) is the source of this 2789-nucleotide messenger RNA. RefSeq names its product WPP domain-interacting tail-anchored protein 2. Lineage: Eukaryota; Viridiplantae; Streptophyta; Magnoliopsida; Vitales; Vitaceae. The record is from RefSeq and is a predicted model, not a curated record. Bases 405 to 2489 code for a protein of 694 amino acids. The transcript is spliced from 5 exons.
GAAAGGAAAGCGUGAGGCUCCGCCUUGAGGAGCCGGUGGUUGGUGAAGUGGGUUGAACCCAUGACAACCGGGUCGCGCAGUGCCUGCAACUCCAACCAUCCAAUAAUUCGAUUUGGUCAGUGCGCUUUGCUAACGUACUCCGGAGCGUACCCUUUUGAACUUUUUUUUUUCUACUUUUAAAAAUAAAACCACCACCACUACUAUUCAUGUUGACCCUCUGGUAUCCCCGGCUCACGUUAGGCUCCUCUCAUUCCCUUGGAUAGUAAGUCCAUUGGUUGAGUUAACGGUAACGGAAAACAAAAUCGAAUGAGAGUGGUCGUUAAGAUACCAGUCGUCUUCUUCUUCUUCGCUGUUUGGCUUCUCGGAAAAUUCUCCUCAAGGUAGCUGAAGAGAAGAACGAAGGCAUGGGAAUGGAUAACAAUGUUGUUGAUGAUACUGAUAUGAAUGGAAAGGGCAUGGAAGAACUAGAGUGUGCUGUUAAAGUUUUACUAAGCUUAGAUUUGGACCUGGCCUAUUCUUCUGAGAAGUUGGUAAAUUUGCACGUGCUUUUAAUGCAAGUUUGGGCUCGGGAAAAUGUUUUUGAAGCAAUGGCAAUGGAAAAAGACCAUAUCUCAGCAGACUCCAUUGAGAAGGCAUUGGUAUUUGAUCUCUUAUCUGGUAUUUUAGAUUCAGAGGUAAGAGAGAUAGAAAAUUUCAUGGAUACUCUCCAAGCAGAGAUUGUUGAUGCCCAUAAAAAAAUAUAUUCGUGCAGUCACUUGAGAGAAUUAUUCAAUGUAAUGGAAGAGAAGUUGAUUGAUUGUGAAGAAUCUUUGAAGCAGUCCCAAGAGCAGGUUCUGAAGAUGAACACACAGUUAGCCAAGUUUCAGAGGGUCUUUUUAGAAUUUGAAUAUCAAAAUGGGAAAAAUGACGAGAAUAUUGAUUCAAGAGAGAAUGGUCAACUUUCAAACAUAAAUUUGAAGUUGAAAAUGCCAGCAGUCAGACAACAAAGACAUAUUCUAAGGGUCCUAGAUAAAUCUCUUGAACGAGAGCUUGAUCUUGAGAAGAAGUUAUUGGAGAUAAGACAGAGUGAAGAAGAGCUGAAACUAAAAAUGCACUUAACUGAGCAGGUAGGUUUCUGCAUGGAAGAAGCAGCAGGGGCUAUUUAUGGAAGGUUUUUAGAGGCAGAAAAUUUAGCUGAAGUGCUAAUGGGGAUUUCAAAGGAGUUAGUAGGUCGGCUUCAGAUUGCUCAAUUCAACCUGAAUGGCUCAAUCCAACGAGAAGCUGAGGCUAAAUAUAAACUUCUUGAUUGCAUGGAACAACUGAAAGCCAAAGAAACUGCUUCACAAAGGCUUGAGAAGAUCAAUUCUGAACCUUGUGUUUCUCAAAGAGAACAAACAACCAGUAUAAAAGUCAAUUUUGAUGAAUCUGAAGUGUUUACUUUGAGAGAAAAGAUUCAAUUGCUCGAAGAACAGCUGAAAGAAUCUGAGUUACAACUGAAGAAUGCGCAUGCAUCCAAUGAAGCUAUGCAAGAACAAUUGAGUGGAAUGGACAAUCUAAUUGAAUCUCUAAAAGAAGGUAUUCUUAAGGCAGAAAGCAAGGCUGAAAGUGCAGAAGGCAAGCUUACACUGUUAACGGAGACAAACCUGGAACUUACUGAAGAGAUGGGUUUUCUUAAAGAUAGUACAACCGAGAAAGCGGGCUCGCUUGAGAAGCAAUUGAGGGACUUACAAAUCCAACUGCAGCAUGCCAAAGCCUCCUCUGAAGCUAGUCAAGAGCAGCAGAAUAUGUUAUAUUCUGCAAUUUGGGAUAUGGAAACUUUAAUUGAGGAACUGAAAUCAAAAGUUUCAAAAGCUGAAAGUAAGACUGAGAAUGCAGAAGAACAGUGUAUCUUAUUAACUGAAACUAACUUCGAACUUAACAAAGAACUCGGUUUCCUAAGGGAUAAAAUGGAUUGCCUUGAGAAAACUCUGCAUCAAGUUAAGUGUGAAAAAACAGCAAGUGCAGAAGACAUUAGUAUUAGGACUAGACUUAUCAUGGAUAUGGUCAUGCAACUAGCCUUUGAAAGAGAGCGCAUCCAGAAGCAGUUGUACUCUCUAACAGAAGAUAAUAGAAUUUUGGUGGAGAAGAUACAGAAAGCUAAAAACAAUGCUUCUGUAAUUAUGUACGGCAAUGGAGAUGGUGAAGAGAAAGACUUUCUGUUUGUCAAGCAUAAUUCAGCUACUGCUACUCAGGCAAAAACAUUCAAGGAAACAGUGACAGAGCCCUUGCAAAAAUCCCAGGUGGAUGAACCAUCAAAAGAUUCACCUGAACCUGAGACUGAAGUAGAGACUUCUGUAUCUGCCAAAGAUGCUGCAAAUGUGGUCUCAGAACUUGGGGCAGUUAAUGUGGUCGGGGAAAGACGGCUCGACCUAAUCUACAUUUUUGUAGCAGUUCUUGUCUUACUUAUUCCAGUGGCAACCAUAUAUUUGUUCAACAAGAAGCUCAUCAUGGACGAUGCUUUUAACGGUUAACCUCUGAUUACCUCAUUGCUGGGUUUGUUUGCAUUUCAUUUGCUCAUGUUGUGUCCUGCAAGAAAGUGUCUGUACCAUUUUACAGUUGUGAGUUUGGCCUUCAUCAAGUUUCUUCACCUCCUAAUUUGUUGUCAACAUAUUUUUUUUAAAGAUUGCAUCUUUUGUGGAAUGCAAAAUUUUGUACAUAAUGUAGUAAUUAUUUCUUGUUAGCUGCAAUAGAUAAUCAUGUAACAGAGUGGUUAUAAUUUUUGAAUGAGGUGAUGAAUGUCAAUGCAGAAGUGAGAAGAAUUUUGGUUGUUA